UUCGACCUCCCCCUCUCAUAUUCGUUGAAUCACUCUUCUGGGUUCUUUACUUUUCUUUCCCUAGAUCAAAGUCCACUUUUUCUAGAUCUGGGUUCGGACAAAGACUGUGUCUUUCUGCAUUCUGCCGUUUUUUAUUCAGCUCGAUACUAUCCAGGCAAUGCCAAUUUAAACAAAAAAAGAAGUAAUGUAAAAGAUGAAAUAAAGAUUCGAUCUUUGUAUACCUUAAGGGAGGUGGUUAGAGUUACAAAUGGGUGAGGCGCAGAAGACUUUUCAAGUGCCACGUCACCACACAUCUCUCAAGAAGCCCUUAUGGGUCGUCUUAACAGUUUCAGUGAUCAGCAUGCUUCUCAUCAGUACCCACAUGUUCCCACGACAAGGCAAGAAGAGCUCCUCGGAUGCUCUCUCCGCGUGGCUGCCUGCUCAUGUGAGAAAACACACUGAUGAGGAGAUAGCAGCUAGAGCAGUGGUCAGAGACAUACUUAAAACGCCUCCCUCCAUAACCGAAAACUCCAAAAUCGCUUUCUUGUUCUUGACUCCGGGGACUUUGCCGUUUGAGAAGCUCUGGGAUGAGUUCUUCAAGGGUCAUGGAGGGAAGUUUUCUAUUUACAUCCACCCGUCCAAGGAACGGCCAGUUCAUAUCAGCCGUCACUUUUCUGAUAGGGAGAUUCAUAGUGAUGAGGUCACGUGGGGAAGGAUCUCAAUGGUUGAUGCUGAGAAGCGUUUACUGGUUAAUGCUCUUGAAGAUCCUGACAACCAACACUUUGUUCUUCUUUCAGAGAGUUGUAUACCGUUGCAUACUUUUGACUACACCUACAGAUAUUUGCUAUACUCCAACAUCAGCUUCAUUGAGAGUUUUGUGGAUCCUGGACAACAUGGUACUGGUAGACACAUGGAACACAUGUUACCUGAAAUUGCUAGGGAAGAUUUUAGAAAGGGUGCUCAGUGGUUCACAAUGAAGCGACAACACGCGAUUAUAGUGAUGGCUGAUGGUCUCUACUACUCAAAAUUCCGCGAGUAUUGUGGUCCAGGGAUAGAGGCAGACAAGAACUGUAUUGCUGAUGAACAUUACUUGCCAACAUUCUUCAGUAUGCUUGAUCCCAUGGGGAUCUCGAACUGGUCAGUAACGUAUGUUGAUUGGUCUGAAAGAAGGUGGCAUCCAAAGACUUACACAGCAAAUGAGAUAUCAUUAGAGUUCAUAAAAAAUGUCACGUCUGAGGAAAUGAGUACACACGUCACAAGUGUGGGAGAGCAUGGAGAUGAGCUGCAUUGGCCUUGUACAUGGAAUGGGAUCACGCGACCUUGUUAUCUGUUUGCAAGGAAGUUUCAUCCUGAUGCUCUUGACACUUUGGUCAAUCUCUUCCCUAACUACACAAGCACAGCUGCCUGAGAGAUGAUUCUUGAGCCGAUUCUUGGACCUAAUUAUAUUCUUGGAUCUUUUAGAUACUGUAAAUUUUCUUGAAAAAAAAGUUGAUGUUUCUUGGUGAAACUGAAAUCCGCUUAUACGCAAUUAGAGCA
Molecule: messenger RNA, 1515 nt
Organism: Brassica oleracea var. oleracea
Lineage: Eukaryota; Viridiplantae; Streptophyta; Magnoliopsida; Brassicales; Brassicaceae
Exons: 10
Coding region: 248-1387 (379 amino acids)
Cellular component (GO): membrane
Molecular function (GO): glycosyltransferase activity
Source: RefSeq, a predicted model, not a curated record